CUUCCGGUUCCUGGUCUGUCUCUUCCCAGCUUCUGUGACUCUGUCACUCACUGUCUUCGUCCAGGCUCAAGAAGUAAAAAGAUGGUGUUCUAUUUCACUAGUAACGUUGUAUCACCUCCCUACUCCAUAUACAUGGGAUUUGACAAGAAUGAAAAUGAAGAUUUGAUACGAUGGGGAUGGCCCGAGGAUGUAUGGUUUCAUGUGGAUAAAUUAUCUUCAGCUCACGUGUACCUGCGGUUACAUCCAGGCGAGAUGAUCGAUGACAUUCCUCAAGCUGUUAUUGAUGACUGUGCUCAGCUGGUCAAGGCAAAUAGUAUUCAAGGAAACAAACAAAAUAAUGUAGAUGUCGUUUACACCAUGUGGGCUAAUCUGAAGAAGACAGCAAGUAUGGAUGUUGGACAAGUUGGGUUCCACAAAGACAAAGAGGUGAAGAAAGUUGGAGUGGAAAAAAGGAUCAAUGAAAUCGUCAAUCGCUUGAACAAGACAAAAACGGAAGACAAACCAGACUUCCGGGCUUUGAGGGAAGAGCGGGACAGGAAAGAAAGAGAAAGUCAAAAGAAGGUACAACAGGAGCAGAAGCAGCGGGAAAAGGAAGAAGAGAAACGGAAACAAGAACAAGCAGAACUUAGGUCCUAUAAUAAUCUAAUGCGGUCAGAAAAUAUGUCGUCGAAUAAGGACAAUCUUGGAGCUGAUGACGAUGACUUUAUGUAAAUUGAAGAUAGCUGCCCUGGGAGUGACAUGUGAACCUGUUUUCCUCGAUCUCGAAGAAGGAUGGCUGAGAUAGACGACCAUAGAGCUUCCUGCUACUGCAUCAACUGACCUUUCUGUUUUUCAGACCUAUAGCAGAAAAGUGCAAUUUUACGCUCAGUUUAUAUAUAUAUUGAAAGAAAACUGUGCAAAGUUUGUGUGUCAACUGCAGCUCAGUAUUUUGUGCACAAUUAACAGCUUAGAUAUAUCAAAUAACAUUUCUCUUGUUGUGAAGGGGUGGAGAAGAGGGGAGUGGGGGGGGGGGUGUUUAGGUUUUGAAAGUUUUCCAGUGUCCAUAUGCUUUUGUGUUGUCAAAAUUGUAUUUAGUUUCUUAAAAACCUCUUUGGUUAUGUUUAAAUUUGUGAUAAUUUUGUUUUUCCAACAUUCGUAACAGGUUCCUUUACACACGGAUACGGGAACUUGAAUGUGCUGUAGUAAUGUAUUAUAAUUUUGUUCCUUUCGACUUUAAUUUUAUCAUGAUGCAUCCAGUGCACGCUUGAGCAUACUCUACCGUCCGUUACCCUUCUGCUCACCAAACGUAGAUCUUGGCAAGCAGUGGUGCAAAUCUAGCGGUCUCCUCAAGAGAGUUCAGAGGCGCUGGUCCUGUCACAGGUCCUACAAAGCUCAAGGGGAUAGGGCACAAAGCACAAAGAGUUAAAAAUCAUGUUUCGGUGGAUAUUCUUUUGAAAGAGGUAGAAGUACGGCCGAAAGGAGAGUGAUAUCCGAGAGAAGUUGUUGAGAGGGGAGAAAAACAAAAAUGUGAGUUGUCGGACAGUUACAGGGUCACUUCCAUACUAUCAUCAUUCUUACAGUGCCAGGGAUUAUGGGUAAAUUAUGAAAGUGAGCAUUGUAAGCAAAAUGUGCGUUGAAUCUUAUUACGUAUGUGGGCAUGAUUUCAUGAAGUGCAUUAUGUGAAUAAAAUGUACAUGAUUUGUUUGA
Aplysia californica (California sea hare) is the source of this 1686-nucleotide messenger RNA. RefSeq names its product coiled-coil domain-containing protein 25. NCBI's taxonomy places the organism in Eukaryota, Metazoa, Mollusca, Gastropoda, Aplysiida, Aplysiidae. The transcript has 9 exons. The coding region runs from base 82 to 711 and encodes 209 amino acids. The record is from RefSeq and is a predicted model, not a curated record.